Messenger RNA from Larimichthys crocea (large yellow croaker), 5990 nucleotides. It is a transcript of the gene smoc1, whose product is annotated as SPARC related modular calcium binding 1. Gene Ontology annotation, biological process: extracellular matrix organization. The transcript has 17 exons. NCBI's taxonomy places the organism in Eukaryota, Metazoa, Chordata, Actinopteri, Sciaenidae. The coding region runs from base 570 to 2147 and encodes 525 amino acids. Gene Ontology annotation, molecular function: protein binding; extracellular matrix binding; calcium ion binding. Gene Ontology annotation, cellular component: basement membrane. The record is from RefSeq and is a predicted model, not a curated record.
UUAUGUGUCUCUGAAUGGGGAUGAGAACCUAAAAUUUGACUUCACAAUUGCUCUGCCAUUGUCCCUGCUUUCAAAGACUGAUGAUAAUACACUGAGUGUCCCUGCAGCUGCUAACUCUAACUGACCACAGCAGCUUUUUCUCAUCUGCGGAGAGUUAAUCUUGGACCAGUUGAACGUGGGCGUGGACUUUAACGCCAUCCCUUGCUGUUCAUUGGGCAGUCUGAGUGUCACUCAGCGCCGCUUCUCCCUCCUUUGCUUUUAAAUGAAGUAUGCAAUGGAUACAGGCUUGACUCAACCUGUGGAAGCCGCGAUGAACAGCUGAUCCUCCCGCAGUGGAUAAAACCGAUCACCAUGGUCACCGCCGAGUCAUGAUUUCUCAUCCCACGCAUGGCACUAUGUGAAUAGUUAUUGAAUAGACAAAGGAAAAUAACUAAAAGGAAAGUAGAGAGAAGGAGUGUUUCUGGAGCGUGUUAUUUGUUCCCGGUUUGGACCUGUUGAUCAUCAGUGUGACACCCGGACACACAGAGUCUACCUGCCGCUCCCUGCUCCGCGCUCACCGACCAUCAAUUAUGUUAUUGUCAGGUUUUCUUCUUUUCACCUUUUCUCACUUUUUGGCGCCUCUGCUUCUCUGUUACCUGCCUCAAGUCUCCGCACAGAAGUCUAACUCCCGGUGGCUGAUUGGAGACAGAGACAGUCACUGUGGGGUCAUCUGCUCACGGACGCAGGGGAAGCCGGUGUGCGGCUCGGACGGGCGGAGCUAUGAGACCGGCUGUGAGCUGCAGAGGGCGCGCUGCCAAGAUAAAACACUGACACUGGCACACCGCGGCCGGUGUCGAGGUAAAAACUGGGUGAAAAUCGAUCAGUUGCCCGUGGCUCCAGCACCAACUUCCACAUCUGAAGGGAGAGACCUGGAGCUCAAAGAUGCGGGUCAGUCAAAGUGUCGUGUUGAGAGAACCCAGGCUCUGGAACAAGCCAGAAGACCUCAAGAGUCCAUGUUUAUCCCAGAUUGCAACGAGGAUGGAACGUUUGCCCAGGUCCAGUGUCAUACUCUGACAGGUUACUGCUGGUGUGUCACCAGUGACGGCAAGCCAGUGAGUGGCUCCUCUGUGCAAAACAGGACCCCGGUGUGUUCAGGAAACUUCCGUGAAUUUAUGGGAACUCAUGCUGGGGCAAGUGGAUUGUCAGGGUCAGUAACCGAUAAACCGCCUGGGCCACCGAACUCUGGUAGAAAAGUUUGUAGCUCACAGUCGAGACCUGGAUCAAACAGUAAUUGUCAAAUACUGAGUGUUCCAGAUGCUACAAAACUGCACAUGGAUGAUGGCUCCAAGCCCACACCCACCAUGGAGACUCAUGUCCCCCCUGAGGGUGAUGAAAUAACUGCUCCAACACUUUGGAUAAAACAGGUUUAUAAGGGGAAUAAGAACAGCUCCACUUCCAGGAAACAAGAGAAAGUUCCCUCUUGUGACCAGGAGCGACAGAGCGCACUGGAGGAGGCUCGGCAGAAUCCUCGUGAGGCCAUUUUCAUCCCCGACUGUGGGCCCGGAGGCCUUUAUAAACCAGUCCAGUGCCACCAGUCCACAGGCUACUGCUGGUGUGUUCUGGUGGACACGGGACGACCCAUUCCUGGAACCUCCACCAGGUACCAGACGCCAGAGUGUGACAGUGCUGCACGAUCUCGCGUCUCAGACACAGAAGAUCCCUUCCAAGGCAGAGACCUGACAGGCUGCCCAGAGGGAAAGAAAGUGGAAUUCAUUACAAGCUUGUUAGAUGCCCUCACCACUGACAUGGUGCAAGCCAUAAACUCACCAGCCCCCUCUGGUGGUGGGAGGUUUGUUGAGCCUGAUCCCAGCCACACUUUAGAGGAGAGGGUGGUACACUGGUACUUUGCCCAGCUGGAUAACAACGGCAGCCAUGACAUCAACAAGAAGGAACUCAAGCCGUUUAAGAGGUACCUGAAGAAGAAAGCCAAACCCAAGAAAUGCGCCCGCAAGUUCACCGACUACUGUGACCUGAAUAAGGACAGGGCCAUUUCCCUGCAGGAGCUGAAAGGCUGCCUGGGCGUCAGCAAGGAGGGCAGCUCAACGACAAGUGGCAGCCAAGGGACAAGUAGGUCGUCUGGUGUGAGAAGAGAAGGAUCCAGAAGCUGAGACGAGAGCAGAGGGCACAGAGGGAAGGCAUCUGUACGCUUGCUGACAGGAAAGAGAAAGAUGGAGCAGAAAAAUUAUGAAGUUCCUGAGUUUAAAAAAAAAAAAAGAAAGAAAAGAAAGAACAGAAAAACAAGAAAAGAAAACGAAGCGGCGCCAAAAUAUUUGCACUUUCUCCUCCCUAUGUUUGACAUUUUAUCUGUCUGUACGUGUUUUUUUUUCCUCUUGAAGUGACUGAAAAUGUCUAGUAAGAAUGAGAAUAUAUUUGUAAAAUGAUAACUCACCACUGGAAGAUGUGCAUGUUACCACAUUUCCCCUUGUGUUUAGUCUGCUGUUGUGAUUCGUUUUGUCCUCAGAUAACAGGAACAGGCACUAACACAUUUUGUGGCCAUUAAAUUCAACACUUCCCCCUUUACAUAUAGCCGCACACAGGUCAGUGGUAACUCACGAAACAGGAGCCUACAGUGAGUCACAGUAGCCCAAAUGUUGUUCGGCAGAGACAAACUUAAAAUGAAGACAUGAGUAUGCAAUAUUAAGUGAACAGCAUGUAUUAAACUGUGACCAUGAAGUCUAAUUUAUCAGGCCAGAAUUAGCUGUAUGAAUCCCCUCACACUGUGCAGAACUUUCUAGACAUAUUUCCAUAUGGGGUUAAGAAUCAGAUCUUUGUGAACGAUGUCCACAAUGAGUUAUGUCUGGUUUUUGUUCAGUACAUACCAGAGCUGUAAGUAAGUCAUUACUUUACUUUUUUACCACACAGUUACUAAAGAUGAAGUAAAGUUUUCUCAGUUGCACAUGCCUUGAGGUUUUCAUUGUUGUUCUACUUGUGCUAAAACAAUAAUUAUUUUAGUUAAAUUCAAAAAGGCAAAUUGAAAAAAUGUCUAGCCGCUCUCAGUAAUAAAUGUAAUCUGAGUACUUUUAAAGUCGUGCACCCCCUCCCCAACAUCGGUACAGUGCAUACACAGUACGUUUGCAUCAGUAUGAACAUAUUAAAGCUGCAUUAAUUACCAUGUUAAUCAGUUCCUUCCUGGUAGACAGAGCAACAUUUUCAUCCCGUCAAAUAUUUACUCUCUGUUUAGCAGCCAGUUGCUAACUGUGUUCGUCUGGAGUUUGGUACUUGGGCCGGUGGCAUAUAGUCGGUUCAUCAUAGAUUAUUUGCUGAAUACAGUUUGAUUAGAGUGCUGAGACCAAACUAUAUGUAGUUAAUGUGCCAUAAAAGCAAUUAGUUAAAAUAAAAAUAGACAAGAGCUGCAGAGUUGGGUGAGGGUUUGUCUGUCUAAGGAGCUAUAUGUAUGAAUUCGUACAAAUCGCGGGCAGCAUAUCACCAGCAAACAUAUUAACGUUGUCAGUGGGUAAUUUGAUGUCAUGUUGGAACUCAAUGUUGCUAGUUUUAUUACUUCAAACGACCAAGCCCAAAAAAACAGCUAUAGAGCCAUUCACAGUAUGUUAAUGAUGAAUUCCAUGUUGCAAAGUGUUUGGUGUUGAUGAGUUCAUCGGCUCCACUGGCUACCUUAACAAAUUAUGACCUCAACAGUCUCUGACAAAGACCCCCUGGUGGGGAUUAGAUUUUUCCACAACAGAUUACAGUCUCGGAGCAGAGCUGAGUUUUAAACAUUCUUAAUAGCACCAGGAAAAAGAGGUGGCACAGAUGACUAAACCCGACCAGUAAAUGGAGUAAGAUGUUUACAUGGCAGGGCAUCCCGUUAACAUCAGCUCUUUUCGGCUGUCAUAGUCACAUUCAUCCCAGUUAUUGUAAACAACAUGCGGCAUUUACAAAUGCUAGUUCCUAAAAUAAAUAUUUGAGUCUCCUCUGUAAUAUCAGAGUACAUUUUUGUGUAUGUAAACACAUUCAUUGUCUGUCUUCCAACAGUUGAUGUCAGUCCUGCUCUGUGAAACACUUACCACCACACAUACUUGGAGCUUUGCCACCUUAUAUAAGACAAUGCAGUAAGUCUCUUAAAACACCCCCCAGGGUAUCAGAUUAAUGGGAAAAUGAUCGAGCAGGGAGGAAAAACACUAGAAAAAGAUCUUUGAAUGAAAAUAAAUAAAUAACACUUCCUCAUCACAUUUGGGAACAAUUGAGUUUCAAAAUUGAAGAAUCGUGCAUUUGCUAUUGUGGUCUGAAUGCUUGCUUUUUUUUUUUUCUUUUUUUUUUGAGUUGUGUAUUUCUUAGCAUAUUCCCAAAAGUCACUGCAGUGACUCAUGAACAUAAGACUAAAAAAAAGGCUCCUUGUAAAUAUGUACAAUAACCUUUGUUUGUUUGUUUGUUUGACUAAAUUUCAUUGAGGGGCAUAUGGGUGUUCACUUACUUCACUGUCAUUCUGGCUUAUUGUAAAAAAAUAUAUCUGAAUACAUUUAACUGUGUUUACAUGAUGUCAAACAUUAGGCUAUAACAGUAGCUAAUUCACAUCAUUGAGAUGCUUAGACCAGACUGGAUGUUAUCAGCUCUGAACACUGUUUAUUUUAUCUGUGUUGGGGUUAUUUGACUAUUUCAUUUGUGUUUUACAAUUCCUGCAAUCAUCACUAUACGAGAAUGUACACGGUAUCUGGAGCUGAAUCCACCACAAUCACAUCAAGUCCAGUUGGGUCUAAUUUGAACUGGACAGUUAUGUCAGGAAUGAGAAGAGAAACUUCUCUUUCUUAGACGGCUGUGUAGUCUCUCCUGAGUGCCUGCUUCAGUCCAGGUUUGAACACUGGGCUUGUGUGUCUGCUGAAGUGCUUCCAGACGCUGCAGAGAUCACAUGAGAGAUCUAAAACAACCUAACAGGCCAGUAAUCACUGCUAAUCACGAUGGGAGAUGAAUAGUGAAGGGGGCUUAUAGAUGACUGUCAGUCUGACGGGGAGAAGCCCAGAUUGUCUUGCCACUCACCAACCACUUUUCCAAUGCAAAACCCCAAUAAGCUUGUCAAGACCGUCUCAAAAUGUUUUGAUAAUAUUUCUUAUUCAUAGCUGAAGAAAUUAGAUCUGUUGGAAAACAAAACACCGAGACGUGUUGUCUUUGGGUGAAAUUGGUCAAUGUAAAUGUUGUGGCUUGAGGUGUAACUGUUUGGCUAAGCAAUGAAAACGAAAAUGCUUCUCCACUUUCAUAUAGGCUUGAUUUCCUGAGCUGUUUGAACCUGUGUCACGACACACACAUACAAGACUAAACAAGACAGGACCAAAAAGAAAAAGAGGCGAACAUACACAAACUGAUAAAAAGCCAGAGUUUAUGAAGUACAUCUUGGCACACAGCAGUAGCGUACACCUGGGUUGUAUCACUUUUCUGGGUAGUGUGUGUUUUUUUCCCACCUGAACUGUGACAUAAAUUUAAAAGCGGCCAUAAUGAUAAACAUAAUACCUGAUAAACAAACUCACUGUUGUAGGGUAAAUUUUGGUUACCAGACCACCAAAAUCUCAGAUUAAAGCUAUGAUUUAAAUGAAGAGAAUGAAUGUACACACAUUGUAUCCCAGCGUUUUGUUUGAGUAUGUUUAAAAACUUCUUAAAUAUGAAAUACGAAAAACAUUCUGAUGUUUUUAUUUUUCCAGAGCUACAACUCUUCCCAUUGAAACUUGUACAACAACAAAAGCGACAAUAAUAUAGAACCUUCUACCACAUUUAUUCAAACUAUGCUCAGUUUGGACUUACUCUUGUGCAAUGGAGAAGCAUUUUGAACUCUAACAGAAGACAGGCUCUCUGGGGGGGGAGGAAAUCAAUACUGACCCCUAUUGGUGUAGAUGGUUUACUGCAGUCUGUAAGUUCACACAUUGAACCCUGUUAGCCUGAUAUGCACAAGGAGUUCACACAUACUACACCAGCAUCAACCAUGCCAAUUGACUUUCAUGAACUGACAAUAAAUAUUUUUAAAAGGA